AUGGUACGCCCGCAGAAAGAAGAGGCAAACGAGCGCAUGUCUGAUGCCGUGACUGAAAGCCUACUCGAUGGCCACUCAAGAACGAGUCGUUACUACAAUUUAGAAAGAAAUUCCUGCUGGGGAUUUUCUUGUGGACAGCAACUGUGUAGGGCCCUGCACCUAAUCCUUCUAUCAACUUUGAUCGCCUUCCUCAUCGCCUAUAUUGUCAUUCUUCAACACGACCACCUUGUCCACCAGCUCCGCGCCCCGGGCCCAGUUCUCUCCCCUCCACAGCUUUCCUCGUCGACCUUACCCCAUACUGGGCACUUACCAAGGCCAUCCGCACACUGGACCGACUGCGGCAGUUCCCCCGAGGAAGCCAUCUCCAAGGGCUGUCGCUACGACGUGAUUCUCGUCGCCUGGGUACCAGCGGACUGCUUCGACGAGGAGCUGAUGGAGAGCUACCUCGCUGAGGUCGAGUAUCCCUUUUGGCUCGACCGCGCGAUGCAGCAACCAACAACUCUGACGGAGGUCCGCCGCGGCAUUCACCCGGUGGUUUUCUCGAACCAGGAGUUCCACAUGGCGCACUGCGCGUAUUUCCUCGAGAUGUCCAUUCGCGGGUUCCGGCAGCGGCGCGUCUGGGAUAACACCACGCUGGACAUGGAGCACAUGCGGCAUUGCGCGCGCACCGUCCGUGACCAUUGGCUGCCUGAGAUGGGGUAUUCGCCGCUUCAUAUGGUGUGGCAUUCGUGCGGAAGACCGGAGGAGUGA
Molecule: messenger RNA, 750 nt
Organism: Aspergillus uvarum CBS 121591
Lineage: Eukaryota; Fungi; Ascomycota; Eurotiomycetes; Eurotiales; Aspergillaceae
Exons: 1
Coding region: 1-750 (249 amino acids)
Source: RefSeq, a predicted model, not a curated record